Messenger RNA from Lycium barbarum (goji berry), 1020 nucleotides. Its product is annotated as F-box protein At2g26160-like. The record is from RefSeq and is a predicted model, not a curated record. The coding region runs from base 1 to 1020 and encodes 339 amino acids. Lineage: Eukaryota; Viridiplantae; Streptophyta; Magnoliopsida; Solanales; Solanaceae. The transcript is spliced from 2 exons.
AUGCGAAUUGCUAGUGUAUGGUUGUGUAGUAUGGGUAAAGUGAUUAACCCGUACAAUGAGUGCGAAUACAUUCAAAGAAGAAAGUUGGCUGACAAAGAUGAUGAUUAUCGAGAAUUUUACUCUCUUUCCAAGAAGAAAGUUUCACGCAUAUUUCUCCCAGAAACUAGAGGACGAGAGUGUUUACCGUCAGAGGUAUGGCUCUGUACCGUGGAAAAUAAUACCGGAGAGAUUAACUUGUUGCAUCCUUUCUCGCGUACCCAAAUUCAACUUCCUCCAGAAAAAGACAUAUGGGCUUUACAGGAUUAUGAACCUGAUGGAGUGACGUGUCACUUUAUGGACAAAGUUGUUUUAUCUGCCAGUCCUUCUGUUACAUCAAAUUAUGUACUGGUGAUUUCCUAUUACGCAGGUAAUGAUUGUUUGGCUUUUUGGCGACCUGGAGAGCUCAACUGGACUAAAAUUGACAUUGAACCUAACAGUGCAGUCACAACUAUGAAUUGUUAUAAGGGUCAAUUUUAUUACCUGACAUGGUGUGGCGAAGUGUGGGUUUUUGAAGUUGCAGGGCCUCGUUUGGUUAUUGAGCUGGAGAAUGAUAUUUGGCACCAAGACUCAGUUCAGUUCUAUCUAGUUAAGCUAUCUGGUGCACUAUUACUUGUUAUCCGGUUUGCCAAUUAUGAGUUUCCAGAUGGUCCAAAUGGUGGCUACAAGACGUUUAAAUUUAAAGUCUAUGAAUUAGAUGUAAGCAAAGGUGAAAUGAAGGGGGAGAUUAAAACAUUGGGAGAAUCAACAAUCUUUUUGGGUCGUAAUGCACCAAGUUCCAUUAACACCUCUAAGUUUACAGGAGUCAAGCCUAAUCACAUAUAUUUUACUGAUGAUUGGAUUGGUCAUUUUAAUGUGUUGGAAGGAGGGGGUGGAAGAGAGAUGGGGACUUACAAUCUUGAAGAUGAAAAAAUUGAAUCUUUUUAUCCUGGAUUGUCAAUAAGUCCUGUUUGCCCGCCAACUUGGAUUGCACCAUCAUACUGA